Molecule: messenger RNA, 2922 nt
Organism: Kickxella alabastrina
Lineage: Eukaryota; Fungi; Kickxellomycota; Kickxellomycetes; Kickxellales; Kickxellaceae
Exons: 1
Coding region: 1-2922 (973 amino acids)
Source: RefSeq, a predicted model, not a curated record
AUGUACGACUACGUGCGCCGACAGCAGGAGCUCCAGCCCGGUAUAUUUGCGACAAAGACAUUCCACUGGAUGGACCAAAGCUCGAGAGAGCCUAGCUGGACCCGGAUGUACACGAAGAACGCGCCCCUCGACCCGCUGAUUUAUUCAUCAAGCAGCCUGUACGCCGCGCCCCGCGCAGCACCAAAGCCUGGAGGCGCCCGCAGCGCGCUCCAGCGGUCGGCAUCGGGUAUCUCACCGCAUCGGGCACUGUUCGCGCUAAGACGGCACAGACAACACAGCGACGUGCCAAUCAGGCCGCCAAGCGGGGUCUCUGGCACAUUCACCAUAAGAAAGCGCGGAAAAACAGUGCCGCACGACGGCGAGCCACCGGCUUUUGCCUCUGCCGUGCAGGCAGCAGUUCCACAGUUCCUGGUUCAAUAUUGUUUUGGCGCAGAAGCAAUUCAAAGACAGAUGAAUAAUAAUCGUGCUGAAGCACAAAGGCCAAUCAUUCUGGCAAUCCCACCCCACCAUUAUGCGGUCCCAGCAGAGACCGCGGCAGCUGCCCUUGUGGGUGUUGAUAUUGUUCCCGCAUCUGAAAAUAGCGCUUCUUUGCUGUUGUUGCCACUGGAUAAAGACGACGCGCCCGACCAAAUCCACAUCUCUUCUCCAUUUGCUCAAUCCCGCCCUCAACUAUUUUCUUCUUUUUCCCCUCCUUCAUCUCCCAUUCCUCGCACUAUCUGCCACAGGGCUCGCUCGCUGAUGCACAGAGUUCGCAGCCUAAGGCCCGGCGGCGGCCAGAACCCUCACCAACUUCAGCAACAGCAACAGCAGCGUCGCUGCCGCCAGCUAGAACUACAAUUACAACAACAGCAACAGCAACAACGAAACACACCGCACUUCACAAUAUCGUCAGUGCUUUGUACCGCAAACAAUGAGGUAUCGCCGCCCGGGUCGCCCAAUGGCAACAUGCACUGGAGACCUGGCCCUCAGCCCAAAAUGGUGGUUCGCAUCCCGCCGUCACGAGGCUCUCGCCAUGUGCACACGAGUCGACGCUCCUCGCUAUGUUUUGUCAACGCCAGCCCACAGCUGGGCCAGCGAAGACUUCCGCGCUCGCCUCUGGCCAACCCGCUUGCCAUAACCGAAUUUACGUCGUCCGACUCGGAGCCCUCUGAUGAGCAAAAGCACCAACCACAACAGCAACCACAACAGCAACAGCAACAGCAGCAGCAACAGCAACAGCAACAGCAACAGCAACAGCAACAGCAACAGCAACAGCAACAGCAACAGCAACUGGACAGCACAGCGAAACCUUUGGUGGGAAGCAUUUGCACUCCAAUACACCCGCUGACGUCGUAUGCUGACGAGGAUACGUCAAAGUGUCAAGCGUGCUCGCGCUACAAAGGUAACGAGUGGAUAGUGAGCUGCGAUGCUGAGCAUCCACUGUGCUUUGGCUGCGUCCAAAAUCAGGCUAGGGACAUGUUGGCUAAAAAGUCAGCCAACCGCGUGCCUUGCCCCAUUAAGCACUGUUUGGCGUACAUCCCACUGCAGCACUUGCGAGCGUGCCUUCCACCGCAGAGACUCCGGCAAUUGGCAGGAAACAGUCGUCGGAGUGACCGGGCGAUGCAACUUGUCAGACGAUCGUUGAGCAUGUGCAGUGGUCGCUUUAGCAGCAGCAGCAGCAAGGGGAGUUACGCAGAGUCGUAUGUGUCGGAUGUGAGCGACGAGGGAUUCGACAAACCAAUUGUUGUUGUAAACGCGAGCAGUGCCAAUAUGCCUACAAACCGUGCAAACACGGGGCAGAAUGCAGGUAGUAUUGGCUUUAGAGGCAUUCGUGCGAGCAAUGUUGAUCACGAGCUUGCCCAUUCAAUGGAGAAUUUGGCCGUGUCUGUCAGCGCAGUCCAGAAGCACGUGCCGACCCAACACCUUUUUUCAGCCAGCAUGCCGGUUCUCGCUAGUUACGCGAGCCACAGUGCGGCGAGCAGAACCAGUACGACCAGUAGCGGUGACAGCAACAGUGGCAGCACACCACCGUUGCUCAGCGAGCUAACUAGGGUCGGGCACGCUAGCACGGACAGCGUGGUUCUUGCAGCAACAGUUGCCACAGACAGUGCCAUUUCGCUGAGCCUGGAGUUGGUUGGAUCCCAGUUGCAGUGGGUGUCCAAGGCCCAGGAUAAUAUUGGCACACAGACACACACCCCCAGCAUGUCAAACGACUCACCACUGACCGACUACGAGGACGACACGGCUAUGUACCUAAGCAACGCACUGUUUUUGGAGCUGCAGCAGCAACAAGCGCCGUUGGCCACAUCAGCCCUUUAUGACUGCGUCAACUAUGACAUGGACCUGUGUAUGCAGACGCCGUCUUAUGAGCUGGCGGCGUCGCUCGUUUCUUCUAGCAGCCCCAUCUCAUGGCAGCACCCGUCAUCACAGUCGGAGGCGUAUUUCCACUCACCGGCCAACAGGGCGUCCGUACACUCUGCCCCGCCUCCAAUCCCGCCCUCUCUGCCGCCCCAGUUUAGGGCGAGUGCCACAUGGAUUACGCCAGAGCAGCGCAACUCUGGGUACAGCGAGAACCUGAUGCUCAACGCCACGCUCUUCGAAACCAUUCGGCGCAAGGCAUCACUCUCGAAUGACGAGGAUAGCGACUAUAGCCACAGCGACAACUCAGACUCUCCACGCACAUCAAUAGGCCAGCGGCCGCAGAUUGGUCGCAUCCAUGCCGCGCCAGUUGCCAAGACAGAAUAUGCAGCCAUUGCCUCUGAAUACGACGAUAGCAGCGAAGGAGUGUACAUCCCGACAUGGCGCAAGGCGGAGGCAAGCACCACCUCAAAGCGCUCCAUUCCUCUUUGGGCCGAGCCUGAAUAUGGAGAAGAGUCGGGCCUUUUGUGCGAGGCCGCGGGGCUUAACUUUGACCUCUACGAGACACUGCACAAGCGACGUUGA